Messenger RNA from Magnolia sinica, 2835 nucleotides. RefSeq names its product cellulose synthase-like protein H1. Gene Ontology annotation, cellular component: plasma membrane; trans-Golgi network. Gene Ontology annotation, molecular function: mannan synthase activity; cellulose synthase (UDP-forming) activity. The coding region runs from base 121 to 2388 and encodes 755 amino acids. The transcript is spliced from 9 exons. Lineage: Eukaryota; Viridiplantae; Streptophyta; Magnoliopsida; Magnoliales; Magnoliaceae. Gene Ontology annotation, biological process: cellulose biosynthetic process; plant-type primary cell wall biogenesis. The record is from RefSeq and is a predicted model, not a curated record.
UAUCUUCGGAGGAACUUAUAAAAGGCCCGAAGGCCUUGCCAACAGACCUCCAAGAAAAAAGAGAAAAACGCACACCAAUACCGACCAAGCAACCUAGUCCAUACAUCAAGGCUAUCAUCCAUGGCUAACCCUAUCUCUCUCCCUCUCCAAGAGAAAAUUCCACGAAAAAACACUCUCCAAAGGCUCUCUGAUCUUCUCGUCUUCGUCCUCCUCCUCUCACUUCUUCUCUAUCGUUUCCUCCGCCUCCACGCCCAUGGAUUCGUUUGGCGCCUUGCUUUCCUAUGCGAGUCUUGGUUCACCUUCAUUUGGAUCUUGACCGUUAAUGCGAAAUGGAAUAUUGUGGAUUACAAAACAUACCCCCAACGUCUCCUACAGAGGUUUCCAGAUCCUCCUGCAGUGGACAUGUUUGUCACCACCGCAGACUGCUUGCUCGAACCGCCAAUCAUCACCGUCAAUACUGUGCUAUCGUUGCUGGCCGUUGAUUAUCCACCUAACAAGCUUUCUUGCUACGUGUCGGACGAUGGCUGCUCUCCCAUCACCUUCUACUCUUUGAUGGAAGCUUCCAACUUUGCAAAGCUAUGGGUCCCAUUUUGUAGGAAGUAUGAUGUUCAAGUGAGAGCUCCAGCCAUUUAUUUCUCGACAGAACCUCAGAUUCUUCCCGAGCAUCCGUCCGAAUUCUUGUAUGAAUGGCGUGAAAUGAAGGAAGAAUAUGAAGAGCUGAGCAGGAAAAUCGCAGAUGCAGUUGAAAAUUCCGUUCCAUGUCAUGCACGUGAUGACUACGCAGAUUUCUGGAAUAUAGAACGGGCAAACCACCCAAGUAUAGUUAAGGUGAUAUGGGAGAACAAGGAAAGCCAUUCAAAUGGUCUGCCACAUCUGAUCUACCUAGCGAGAGAGAAGCGGCCAAAGAUCCCACGUAACUUCAAAGCAGGAGCCAUGAAUAUUCUGACACGAGUCUCGGGAGUGAUGACAAAUGCCCCAUUCAUACUGAAUGUGGACUGUGACAUGUUUGCAAACAAUCCACACAUCGUUCUUCAUGCAAUGUGCCUCCUCCUAGGGUUCGAGAAGGAAAGAGAAAGUGGGUUCGUGCAAUCUCCACAACUAUUCCAUGGGGUUCUCAAGGAUGAUCCUUUUGGAAAUCAAGGUUUGCUGGUCUUGCAAAAAAUAAUAUCUCAUGGAAUUGCGGGGAUUCAAGGCCCUUUAUAUGGAGGGACAGGAUGCUUUCACAGAAGAAAAAUUAUAUAUGGGUCACAUCCUGAGGAUGAGGACAAUAACAGAUUGAAGUUAACUUUGAUGAAUGCUAAUUUACACAAAGAUGCUCUACAAAGAAGAUACGGAUGCUCGACAGAAUUUUUGAAGUCUGUUACUCGAAUAAUGUUGGGAAGAAAUGAAGAGGUGACUAGAGACGGAGAUCUUUCCAGUACUCUUGAGGUUGCUAAAGAGGUUGCUGGAUGCAGCUAUGAGCACAGCACUAGCUGGGGCAGUGAGGUAGGAUUGAUGUAUGGAUGUGCGACUGAAGACGUCCUCACUGGAGCUAAGAUCCACUCAAUGGGUUGGUCAUCCGUCUACUGUACACCGGACCCACCUGCGUUUCUAGGAGCCGCAGCCUCUAGCGGACCUGAUUACAUCACGCAGCAGAAGAGGUGGGCCACGGGCCUUCUAGAAAUUCUUAUUGGGAAACAUAGCCCCAUCCUUGGUACACUAAACAAGAAGCUCCGGUUCCGACAAUGCAUGGCCUACAUGGUCCCAUGCAUAUGGGCCGUACGUUCUCUUCCGGAGUUAUGUUACUCUAUGCUCCCUGCAAUUUCUCUCCUCACCCACACAUCUUUUUUGCCAAAGGUAUCAGAACCAGCAAUGUGGGUCCCUGCUAUUCUUUUCGUCUUCUACAAUCUCUAUAAUUUGGUAGAGUUCCGAAACUGUGGUCUAUCAAUUCACGAAUGGUGGAACAACCAGAGAAUGAGAAGGAUAACCUCAGCGAGUUCAUGGUUGUUUGCUGUCCUAAGCGUCCUUCUCAAGCUCCCAGGCUUAUCACAGACCAUCUUUGAAGUAACGCGAAAAGACCAAAAUGCCCCUGACUCCGACAGUGAUGCAAAUGCAGGAAGGUUCACCUUCGACUCUUCGCCGCUCUUCCUCCCCAGCACAACCAUCGUGUUUGUUCACAUGACAGCACUUGUUGUAGCAUUGAUUGGGGUGUGGACACCAAUCUUUGAAGGGUCCAGAUCAGGGCUUGGGGAGAUGGUUUGCAGCGUGUGGGUGGUGCUCAACUUCUUACCCUUUUUGAAGGGGCUUUUUGGGAAAGAACAGUAUGGGAUUCCUUGGCCCACUGUAUACAGGGCUGCAGCAUUAGCGUACAUCACCGUUCAUUGGUGCAUUAAGGGUAGGUUUCUCUAAGCCAACGAAAUGUUCACAUACAAGAGUUGCAGGUGAACUUUCACAUAUAGCACUUUCUUUCCUGCUAAAUUGUCACUUUCCCCGAACAUCUGAGCCGUUAAAAUGUUGCUCUGCGCCAUAAAGAUCACUUGGUGCAAAAACCCAAUUAAUCAGUAAACUAGAUGCAUUGUACUUUAAGACUAUCUAUUGCCAAUGAUUUAAAGUUUUAGCUUGCCGGCUUAAUGGACUACCAUGAUGGUUUCUCUAGGUGAUCUUUAUGGUGUGGCCCACCAUUUUUAAUGGCUCAGGUGUUCCCAAGUGACUUGGUGGUGGGAAAGAUCACAUUGUAUGUGAACAAACAUUUGUCAAUAUAUUUCGGACAUGGAUUGAUUGCCACACGCCAUGAAUCAUGUAUUAAAAUUGAUUGAAUUCCUUGUUUGAAAUGAUGAAUAUAUGGUCUAUGUGUGA